AUGGUAUCAAGACCAAGUACUUCCAGCCAGCAAACCCAACCUCAAAGAAACUAUGGACUCACUUCUCCCAUUAGCUUGGCUCCUCCUGACGAUAUGGAUCACAUUCAUACUCGAAAGUUAGUUGAAGCAAUGAGGCCUUUUGGUGUAUUUGAAGAUACGGAAGAACUGAAUCACAGGUUGGUUGUUCUUCAUAAACUGGAUAACUUGGUCAAAGAAUGGAUAUCAGAAGUUGGGGAGAGAAAGAAUCUUCCCCCUUCAGUGGUAUCAAGCGCUGGUGGCAAAAUAUUUACAUUUGGUUCUUACAGGCUCGGAGUACAAACUAAAGGUGCCGAUAUAGAUGCUGUUUGUGUCGCUCCUAGACAUGUGGAAAGAGGAGAUUUCUUUCAGUCAUUCUUUGAAAAACUAAGACACCAUGAGGAAAUAAAGAAUUUAAGAGCGGUUGAAGAUGCUUAUGUACCAGUUGUGAAGUUUGAGUUUGAUGGCAUAGAAAUUGAUCUUGUGUUUGCAAGACUGCCCGUGCACACUGUUUCUGAUAAUCUUGAUCUUCAGGACGACGCGCAUCUAAGAACUCUGGAUAUAAGGUGUAUACGGAGUUUAAAUGGCUGCAGAGUCACCGAUGAGAUAAUAAACUUAGUGCCAAAUAAAGAAAACUUCCGACUUGCACUCCGUGCCAUUAAGCUGUGGGCAAAAAGACGUGGCAUUUACUCAAAUAUCCUGGGAUUUCUCGGUGGGGUUUCCUGGGCAAUGCUGGUAGCAAGAACAUGUCAGCUGUAUCCAAAUGCAUUGGCUUCUACACUUGUUAACAAGUUCUUCUUGAUUUUUUCAAAAUGGGAAUGGCCAAGGCCUGUAAUGCUGAAACAAAUUGCUGACAGCAAUCUGAAUUUACCAGUAUGGGACCCUAAGGUAAACCCAUCAGACCGACACCACGUCAUGCCUAUUAUUACACCAACCUACCCACAGCAGAACUCCACAUACAAUGUAUCUUCAUCAACACGAGCAAUAAUGGUAGAGGAGUUCAAACGAGGUCUUGCUGUAACAGAUGAAAUUCUCCAAGGAAAAGCAGACUGGUCAAAGCUCUUUGAACCGCUGAACUUCUUUGAGAAGUACAAGCACUACAUUGUUCUUACUGCUAGUGCUUCUACUGAAGAGCAUCAUUUAGAGUGGGCUGGCCUUAUUGAAUCUAAAAUUCGUGUUCUGGUUGGAAACCUGGAGAAGAAUGAGUUUAUAACUAUUGCACAUGUACAGCCACAGUCUUUCCCUGGCAACAAAGAACUAUGUGAACAGAAUGGACAUGUGUCGAUGUGGUUCCUUGGGAUCAUUUUUAGGAAAGCAGAAAAUGCAGAAAGCGUUAACAUUGAUUUAACAUAUGAUAUUCAGUCAUUCACGGACACGGUUUACAGGCAGGCUAACAGUCUCAACGUAUUAAAGGAAGGUAUGAAGAUUGAAGCAGCUCACGUGAAGAGAAAACACCUCCAUUAUUUUUUGCCUGCAGGAAUCUUGCAGAAAAGGAAGCAGAGCAUGCCAGAUACUGGUAAAAACACAAGCAGGCGCCAGUGCAAAAGGGUGUUUUCAGGUGGAAGCUGUUUGGACAGUUCCAGAGACACAGACUACAGAACAUGUAAUUCCUCAUCAUUCAAAAAAAUACCUAAAUUGGAUACCUCUGCUGUAGAGAGAGAAAGAAAUGUUGUGUAUCAGAGAUCCAACAGUGCUAGCAGAGAGAAGUUGCCUCCUAUUACUGUGUCUUCAGUGUCUAAGGGGCCCUCCAUUCCUCUUAUUGAUUCAAAAAUGGAGGCUGCAGUUGCAAUAAGGACAUCAGGGCCUCCAACUGUUAGCACCAUCCCAGGACUUAACCCGAUUUCUCAACUUGGAGCACAUGCUCUCCGAGGACACCAUGAAGUAAGUGCAGCUCCAGUUACCAGUCCUAAGAAUGCUGCACCUAAACGACAUCAUUCACCUACAUCAGGAGAAUGCCCGAAAAAAACAGCAAAAGGAGAAAAGUUAACUGGCCAGGAUUCAGCAUUCAAAGAUGGCAGCAACCAAGAAGAUGUCAGAUCAUCUACAGAAAAUGUAAUUUUGAAACUAAAAGCCAUGCUGAUUCCAGCUCUCAACACAUCAAGAUCGCAGAGGCUUUCCAGUAAAGAACUACCAGAUUCUUCAUCUCCUGUUCCAACAAAUAGUAUUCGUAUUAUUAAAAGAUCCAUCAAACUUACCCUUAAUGGUUAA
This is a messenger RNA of Calypte anna (Anna's hummingbird), 2223 nucleotides long. It is a transcript of the gene PAPOLG, whose product is annotated as poly(A) polymerase gamma. Bases 1 to 2223 code for a protein of 740 amino acids. Lineage: Eukaryota; Metazoa; Chordata; Aves; Apodiformes; Trochilidae. Gene Ontology annotation, cellular component: nucleus. The record is from RefSeq and is a predicted model, not a curated record. The transcript is spliced from 22 exons. Gene Ontology annotation, molecular function: RNA binding; poly(A) RNA polymerase activity.